Colletotrichum truncatum is the source of this 597-nucleotide messenger RNA. RefSeq names its product protein kinase domain containing protein. Lineage: Eukaryota; Fungi; Ascomycota; Sordariomycetes; Glomerellales; Glomerellaceae. The record is from RefSeq and is a predicted model, not a curated record.
AUGCCGGCCGAUUUUGACAAACAAAGUUAUUGGGGCAACAGAUUUGUCGCCGAGACCAAUUUUGAGUGGUUGACCGAAUCUGCAACCUUUAUGUCGAUCUUGGACCCAUACCUGGCCCAACUCGAUGAUUUCGCACCAAUCCUGCAGCUAGGCUUCGGAACGAGCGAUUUGCAGAACCAUUUUAGGCAAAGGGGAUUUGAGAAUGUGACCAACGUCGACUUCGAGCCUCUCGCAAUGGACCGCGGCAGGAUGUUGGAGAAGCAAGUAUUCGGUGACGUGAAGAUGCGCUAUCUCGUUGCGGAUGUCACUCAACUUCACCUUCCUGACAAGUUUGAUCUCAUCAUCGACAAGAGCACCGUCGAUGCUGUUUCGUGUGGUGGCGAAGAACAGUUUUUGCGCAUGGCCGAGGGAGUAAGGCGGCACCUCACAGAUGACGGCUGCUGGAUUUCGUUGAGCUACUCGUUCUGCCGCUUUGACGUUGAGGGACUACCAUUCGACGUAGAGGUAAUCGCCAAGAUCCCUACGCCAAAACUGAAGCCUCACGAUCCCGAUGUCUACCAUUGGUGUUACCUGAUGAGGCCGAAGGAGUUUCGAUAA